Messenger RNA from Gastrolobium bilobum, 879 nucleotides. RefSeq names its product CASP-like protein 5A1. Bases 70 to 600 code for a protein of 176 amino acids. The record is from RefSeq and is a predicted model, not a curated record. NCBI's taxonomy places the organism in Eukaryota, Viridiplantae, Streptophyta, Magnoliopsida, Fabales, Fabaceae. Gene Ontology annotation, cellular component: membrane. The transcript is spliced from 3 exons.
CGGAGAGAGCAAGAGGCAAGAGUGGACAGUGAAGAAGGGGAUUGUUCGUUCCAUGCUUACCUAAUUGCGAUGUCUAUGGUUCGGCCUUCAGUUCACCCAAUCGAAGCCCCACCACUCACUGACCAUGCGAUGCCAAGGCAUACCUUGAAGGACAUACAGGGCAUGCCUGGCACGCUCGGUGGUUUCAUUUUGCGUUUUCUUCAGUUCUCCUUUGCUCUUGUUUCCCUCUCUGUCAUGCAGAGCGCCAGUGAUUUCUCUUCAGUCACCGCUUUCCGCUACUUAGUUGCUGCUGUCGGCCUGCAAAGCUUGUGGAGUCUCUCUUUGGCAUUUGCUGAUAUAUAUGCCAUUUUAGUAAGGCGUGGCUUCCGAAAUUCAAGAAUAGUGAGCUUAUUCUCUAUUGGUGAUGGGAUUACUUCAACACUAACAUUUUCUGCAGCCUGUGCUUCUGCUGGUAUUACAGUCCUUAUUGGCAAUGAUCUGAAUGAAUGUGCACAGAACCAUUGCAGCAGGUUUGAGACCGCGACAGCCAUGGCAUUUAUGAGUUGGUUUGCGGCUUCACCCUCAUUUAUUUUGAAUUUUUGGACGCUGGCCUCCAAAUAGAAGCAGCGAGAAAUGCUUUUAGCUAUAGGUAUGGCAUAAACUAUGGGGAUUGAUGGCCCUGACUGAUUGUUGCAAAUCAUAUUCAUGGGCCUUUUUUAAUCUUUUGAAAUAUUGCCACUCUUCAAGGCAUAAUCUUCAAAACUUUAGUUUUGUUUAUGAUUUUUUCAAACGAUGAUAUAAUACCUUUUCAAUUAAAUUAUGUCUGCAUGGCACGACAUGAAGUUAAGAAGUGCGAGUUACCUAAUGCUACAUAGCAAUAAUUCACGCUUGCCAAAAUUU